Molecule: messenger RNA, 5707 nt
Organism: Scylla paramamosain (green mud crab)
Lineage: Eukaryota; Metazoa; Arthropoda; Malacostraca; Decapoda; Portunidae
Product: glycoprotein-N-acetylgalactosamine 3-beta-galactosyltransferase 1-like
Exons: 11
Coding region: 739-2004 (421 amino acids)
Cellular component (GO): membrane
Molecular function (GO): N-acetylgalactosaminide beta-1,3-galactosyltransferase activity
Source: RefSeq, a predicted model, not a curated record
GGGGUUGAGCCAGGGAGGAGCAUUGUGGGGUCUGACCUUUGGGAACUGGAAAGAAUGAAGAAUUUGUAGAAGGCUGCAGUGUCACAUCCCUUCCUCUUCCUCUUCUUGUGUACAUCAUCAUGUGGUGCUGUUUUGAUUGGGUGUCUCUCCCUCCAUAUUCACUUUGUUUGCCUUCCCUUUUCUCUUUUGCUAUUCCACCUAUCUCUAACUCCUUGGCCUGUUUUCAUUCAAAUAUCACAGAUAAUCCAUUUGUGGAUUAGGCCUGAAUGCAGACUCUUGCUAUUCCAGUUAAUUCGUGCACAGUUUGAAUAGGAGAGAGGUAUGGAAGCGGGAAGAUUUUGGGGCAACUAUGAAAAAGAUGUUGAGGGUUCAGGAAGGGAAGAUCAGCUGUGGAUGUGGUACUCAUCCUCACUGCAGGAUGGAGCAUAGUCAUCAGCAGUGGAAAAGUGUUUGUCAUCACCCUGGGCAUCACUGGUGCCUCUGACAGGGUGUGGCACUGUGGCAUAGUGGCUAGGCUUAUGAACCUUGGUGUGUGUGUGACAGGCUGUUGCUGCAUAAGGCACCACACACUCACACACACCAUUCACACUCACACACAACCCCUGGUGUAAAGGAACAGUGUUGUGGACUACCCUGCUACACCCAAGGAGUGUGUUGUAAGAGAGAGAGAUGGACUGAGAAACCAGGAAAGGACUGUCUCUGUCUCACCACCACCACCACUGCCACUGAGGAGCCACCAUGGUUGUAAGCCGGAGCUUCAUUCUAACCUUAGGGACGGGAAUGUUCUGCGGUUUCCUAUCCUUCUAUCUUCUAAACAGCACAGUAACAGUCCACCCUCGGUAUAUUGAGGGCAUUAGCCCGCCACAAAGCAUUUACAGCCACCCACACAGCCAUGAGGACCUGGAGAAUGCUGCCGGGCCAGAGGGAAACGUGGCCAUGCACUCACAUUCCGAGCCUCACCAUGCAGGGGAGGACCUUGAGGCGGAACAGCUCAAGGCCAAGGUGCGAGUGCUGUGCUGGGUGAUGACCAACCCAAAGAACCAUGAGAAGAAGGCCAGACACAUCAAGGCCACCUGGGCAAGGCGCUGCAAUAAACUAGUCUUCAUUAGCAGUGUGGAAGAUAAAGAGCUAGGAACUGUGGCUGUCAAUGUGGGAGAAGGGAGGAACCACCUGUGGGAGAAGACCAAAGCUGCAUUCUCGUACGUUUACACCAACCACUAUAAUGAUGCCGACUGGUUCCUCAAGGCUGACGACGACACGUAUGUUAUUGUGGAGAACCUACGCUACAUGCUGAGUCCCUACGAUGCCAGCCAUCCCCUGUGGUUUGGGUGUCGUUUCAAGAAGUACAUGAAGCAAGGGUACAUGAGUGGAGGCGCUGGCUAUGUACUGAGUCGGGAAGCACUCAGAAGAUUUGUGGAGGAAGGAAUACCCAACCCCAAGAAGUGCAGGCAAGACCACGCAGGAUCUGAGGAUGUGGAGAUUGGUAGGUCAACACUGAGGACAUGCAUAGGCAAGUGCAUGCAGAACAUCGGAGUGCAGGCCGGGGAUUCGAGGGACAGCAUGGGACGCGGCCGGUUCUUCCCCUUCAUUCCUGAACACCAUCUUGUGCCAGGCCAUAUUGGACCCAAGAACUGGUACUGGGACUGGAUCUACUACCCUUCCAAAGUUGGUCUGGAAUGCUGCUCGGACACAGCCAUCUCCUUCCACUAUGUGCUGCCCAACAAGAUGUACGAGCUGGAGUACCUGCUGUACCACCUACGUCCUUAUGGCAUCAACCAUCGCGACCCCUUCCCUCCACCACUGCCCCCAGAUGUCAGCAACAUUCCCCAGGAGGUGAUAGAGAAGUACACAAGAAACAUCACUCCUGCCAGUCCAAGUGAGGCAGAGGAAAAGUCACAAACUGAGGAGACAGUGAGAGAAGCACCAACAGGUGGCGAGGACCAGGAACUGUCAAAAGCCUCCACAGUGAUAGCAGCAGCAGACGUCAGGGCAAAACUAGUGUAGCAUUUGUGAAUCUUCAUAGAGGAUUAUUUUUCCAAGUCCUAGAGAGAGGAAGAAAGAGGAAGAAAAGGAAAGAGAGUGGCUCAUCAUAGUUAGAUAGCUAAUUACCAAAUAUUUUAGUACAAGACAUUCAUUCAUUCAUUCAUUGUGUGUGUGUUUGUCAUUGGACUUGUGUCAGUCAUUGUGCUUCUUCUGUGCUCAUUGUCAGAAAUGUGGGAAUAGAAAAAUAUGGUGCUAAGUAUGAUACUGUGUGUGUGUGUGUGUGUGUGUGUGUGUGUGUGUGUGUGUGUGUGUGUGUGUCUCACAAUGCUGGGAUUGAAGAGCCAUCCCAUUAACGUGCCAUAAAGUUUCAUUAUCAACUGCUUCUAGUCACAGAGGAAAGCCAAAUCAAUGAAGUCAAGUGACAAAUAAAGUGUGCUUUGCAGCAGUUUGAGAAUGUGUGAGAAUACUUUCAUAAGUUCUGUCUCUUCAUCUUUUCCAGGUAAACAUCUCCAAGGGAACAAUAAUAUACUUUAACUUCUUACUUCGGUGUGUGUGUGACCUUAAUAUGUCACAGUGGAGCUUAAAAAGUAUAAUACAUUCUCAUAUAAACACAAGCCACCGUUAAUUCUGAUUUAUUUUUGAACAAGUAGGGUAAAUCUUUGUCACAUUAGCCAGUUAAGUUUAUCUUCAUUUCACUUUUACAUACAAGAAUUGUAAAAUCUCUCAAACUUGGGAAUCUGCGUGUAAAACCUGUAAGAUUUUGUCCAUUAGUACUGUACAUUGCAGCGAAAACCAUUCCUUCCCUUCAUGUAAUUUCAGGCAAGCAUAUAGCACAUUGCAGGAUAGGGAACAGUCUCACUAUGAAGGGGCAGCAGGUAAACCAGUGUGUGUUGUCGGCCCUUACUAUGUCUGGGCUGCCAUGUGUAGGUAUAUAGAUAGAUAGGGCAUGGACAACUGAUGGUUAGGUGAGGUUAGAAGUAAUGUAGUACCCAGGAGACUUGUCAUUCAGUUCAGUUAAUAAUGGGAGAUGUUAUACAAAACAUUUCUUAUCUUCUUCAGGCUCUAAUACAUUCACAGUGUCAGAUAUUCUAAUCAUACAUUCCUGUUGCAUUUCAUUCCAGUAGCAGUCAGAGAGAGAGAGAGAGAGAGAGAGAGAGAGAGAGAGAGGAUAAAAGUGUCACUGUGUGUGUCUUCUCCAUGGAAACUUAAGUGUCUUUCCUCUUUUGUUCUCAUUCCAGUAUCAGCCAUACAGAGAGAGAGUGUGUGUGUGUGUGAAGGUGUGUAGGUAUGUGUUCUCCAUGAGUGCUCAAGUGUCUUUCCCCCUUUGCUCUCUUAGCUAUGAAGUUUAUUACUCUGAUGUCUUACAAGUCAUUAAUAGAACUCACUGUCACUUAUAGUUUGCAUCUUCAGCUUGGUUGAUAUAUUUCCCCGUGACAUCACAAACCUCUUUAUUAUCUGGCUUCAUCGGAUAUAUCUUUUGUAUAGGUGGAAGGGAAUAGAUCUGUAUUUGAGAGUAUUGUGGAAUUACUCCUGAGAAUCUCCCUCGUUUGGUUCUCAAAAUAAGCCCACAGGUUCUUGAUUCAGAAUGUGUAUGUGUGUGUGUGUGUGUGUGUGUGUGUGUGUGUGUGCAAGUUUAAAAAAAAAAAAAGUAGAGCAGGGAAAGGAAAGAUUUAUCAGGUGGCAGCCUUAUCUUAGGAAGCUUAUGCCUGUCAAGGUUCUUUGUGUGUGUGUGUGUGUGUGUGUGAAGGUUUAAUGUUAGAUAUAUUUUAAGAGAGAUCUGUUUAAUGCAGUUUUUUUUUUUUUUUUUUUUUUUUUUUUUUUAUGCAAAAGAGGUGAUAGAAUGGAUAUAUAAGAGUGCAUUGAGAUAGUGUUUAUUGACUAUUGUAAACUGUCUAUAGGUUUUGGGACAUUCCUAGCAUGAAGGUUUUAUCUCGGUGACCAAGUUUGAGAGAUUUUCCUUCAAUAUUCAGACUGUUGGUGCAAGUUUCAUAGCUCCAUUUUCUAUUCACGAGCAGUCAAGUAUGAUUACUAAACUACAAAUAUGAACUAAUGUGGGCAUUAUUAACAUUAUUGUGUUCUGUUUUUUGUUGAUGUUUGGUUUGUGUGUGUGUGUGUGUGUUUGAGUCAAGCUUGUAAUGUCCCCAUCUUUUAAUAACAAAGUGUCAUAUUGUCUUGCAUCUAUGUAUAUGUGUGUGUCUGUGUGUGUGUGCAUGCAAGUGUGUAUGGACACAUUCGCUUAGCGAUCUUGAAAGUGCUUGAGCUUGGUUUGCCAGUCUGUAUUUGUAAGGUAACAAUAACCCAGUGCAUUUAGGUACCAAAGAAUAAUUCCUAUUAACAGGUUGAGUUACUCUUGUAUUUUUAAAAAGGCACAGUUUUCCACCAGUACUAUGUAGUAGAGUAGCUGAGGGAAGCAGCCAUGUGUUGGGGAAGAGUCCAUUUCUGGCCAGUAUUGUAGCAGGUACUGUCAUAUGACUCCCAAGCACGUUGCUCUCCCCAUCCCCGUAUCAUUGAAGCUUAUCAGUGGUGAAUUUCGUGGCAGUUUUCAGUGGAGAUGUGAUAUUUUGUAAAACUUUUGUAUUUUUUCAUAGAUGUAGCUACAUAUGUACUAUAGAUUGUGUAUGGUUGUCACGCACAGUGUGGAUAAUAUUGUCAUGCAGUGAGACAUCUCUUGGAAAAUUUAAGAUGCUUUGGGGUUCUUGUUAAAACUGUUCUCUAAGGCCAGGGAUGAUUGGUGAGGCUCUCAUGAGUGUUUUCUCCCAGUGAUAGUGCAGAAUCCUUUUUAAUCUAUCUCUAGAAUCAAACACUCCUGAGAACCUCAAUAACUUCCACUAGAGUCUGCUGAAAGUUGUUGAGCUCUCGUUCAAACUAUUCUCAAAGGCCACACACGUGAUUGGUCUUUUUCUCAUUGUCUCGUCUCAGUUGAUAGUGCAGAAUUCCAGUAAACUAUCUCAAACACCACAGAGAAGCUCAUUAACUUCCAUGAGAGCCUGCUGAAAGUUGAGACGAGAUCCUGAUAUGUUUGGGAAUGUGAACAGGUGUGAUAUGUGUUGUUUUGGGGACUCUUGUGUACAGAGGAGGAGUAAGAUCCAUCAGACAGUGAGUUCCUCUCCUCCUUUGAAAUUUUUUAGUGCAAUCUACAUCCCCAUUCUUUGCUUCAGCAUCAUGUGUAAGACUGCUUAUUUGUUCCCAGGUUGAAUUAUCUAUGUGAUCCUGCAUCCAGCAUUCCAUUCUCAAUAUACAAAGCCUAUGUUUGUUCAUUGUGUUAUUCAUAUCUUAAUACAACAAGCCCCAUUGAUGUCCAAAUAGAAAAGAACAUAAGAAACAACUUGAAAUUGUAUGUUUUUAAUGUUAUUUCACUUGUAUGUUAUAAAUAGAAAAUUAAGGAAUUAGUUAAGAGAAAAACUACUUUAAAUAAUGUUUAUAAAGAUAUUCCACUUGUAUGUUGUAAAAAAAAUACAGCUUAAUGAGAAAAGGUUCUUAGUAUUAUGGAUACAUUUAUUUUUAGGACACUUUAGACAAUGUUUCAUUGUAUGCUGAAUGUAGGAUCAUAUAAUCAUAUAAUUAUGAAAGAGAGCUUGCAAAGGUGAUCUGAUGUUUGUUAGCUUUAUAUUUACAACAUUCAGAGCUUGUAUGGGUAAUCUGAUGUUCAUUAUCUUUAUAAUUGUGACACAGGCAGCUUACAGAGAUGUGAUAUUCAUCAAGCUUUUCAACAAUACCAGAAACA